Contarinia nasturtii (swede midge) is the source of this 2143-nucleotide messenger RNA. Its product is annotated as proclotting enzyme-like. Gene Ontology annotation, molecular function: serine-type endopeptidase activity. Gene Ontology annotation, biological process: proteolysis. The coding region runs from base 488 to 1972 and encodes 494 amino acids. The record is from RefSeq and is a predicted model, not a curated record. NCBI's taxonomy places the organism in Eukaryota, Metazoa, Arthropoda, Insecta, Diptera, Cecidomyiidae. The transcript is spliced from 9 exons.
UUAGUUUCUUUGUUAUUCAAACAGUAGUCAAUUUCUUCUGCGAAUUCGCUGUUUUUUCAUUCAAUUUUGUUUUGACUGUGAAAACGCUACCAGUUUUAUUGCCAAUGCAACGCGUGAAGUGCAAGUGCAUAUUUUUACCAUUUCUGUUGUUUGUUUAAAUUACAAUUGUAAACAUCGAAAUACUCUAUCAUAACGAAGAAAUGCAAACAACUUUGAAUUUGUAGCUGGUGAAUGCAUUGAGAGCAAGCGACUGCAACAAUAACAACGAGCAAGUUCAAAGAGUUUCGGUCAGCUUGAACUCGUUUUCUAUUCGUUUCUAUCUGAUUAUAAUCACAUCAUCACAAAACGACUUCGGUUUUUGCAUCAGUGUGCAAGAACCAGAACAACUCCAUCGACAAGAAGAAUUGAAAAAUAAGAAACAGGCUCGUUUUCAAUCGACAACAUUAUUGCAACGGAACGACAAUAGGCAAUAAGGACUUAAAUAAACAUGAUCAAUCGACUUUUGCUGCUAUUGCACCUCAUCGGUGCACUCACUUUAUUGUUAGUUAACGCAAAAACCUAUGAGACUGACGACGCGAUUAUCGUUGAAGUCGAUGCUGAAGACACGACACAAACGGAAUCGCGCUCAAAACGUGAUAUCAAUAUCGUGCUUCGUGAUAUAACCCAUAAUCCAGUAACGACGUGGGGAAACCAAUUUGGAGAAGGUGGUGUUUGUAUUACCGCCAAAGCAACAUUUGGAAAAUGCACUUCGUUCAAAGCAUGCUAUCCGUAUUUUAAAAAAGUUCCAAAUCUAUCUGUAUUUGAUACAUGGGUAUUGGGUCAGUAUGACACAUGCACCUAUUACACAGGUGAUGGUCGUCAAGCGUUUGGCGUGUGCUGUAUUGAUCAACCACAAACAUCCGGCAUCGCUUCAAUUGUACCAGAAAAUGGGCCAAUCGCUUCAAUUACACCAGUCAAAGAAGACGAUAACAUUAUUGUGGGCAACAAAGAUUCGACCAAUUGGCCGCCACCAUUCAUCACACAUCCACCGAAUCAUGCCGCUCCGACACAUGCACCCACAGGAUCUUGGCCAAAUGGCGGACCACCGAGCACAACAAAGCGCCCAAUUUGGCCGCCACCUCUUCCCACACAUCCGCCAUCCGGUUCGGCCAUUCCAACGACGAAAUAUCCAACGAUCACAACAAAACCGCCCCUCAAUGAUAUGCCGGUUGGUAAUUACUGCGGGUCGAAGAAUGGAAAUCAAGAUCAAGAACGGAUCGUCGGUGGACAUGACGCAAGUUUGAAUGAAUGGCCUUGGAUCGUACCGUUGUUCAAUAAUGGCAGACAAUUUUGCGGUGGAUCUUUGAUUGAUAACCAACAUAUUUUAACUGCCGCCCAUUGCGUUGCACAUAUGACAUCAUCCGAUGUAUCUCGAAUGACAGUCCAUUUGGGUGAUCAUAACAUUCGUACAACAUACGAAACACAGCAUCAAGUUAAGAGAGUGAAGCGAGUUGUAAGACAUCGUUCAUUUGAUUCGAGAACGUUAUACAAUGAUGUUGCUUUGCUUACUUUGGAGUCACCGGUUCAAUAUACCAGAAAUGUACGACCGAUUUGCUUGCCACGAUCGGGAGAUCAAUUUGGAGGAAAUUAUGGCACUGUUAUCGGCUGGGGAAGCGUAAGAGAAAAUGGACCACAGCCGAGUGUUUUGCAAAAAGUUUCGGUUCCAAUUUGGUCGAAUGCUGUGUGUCGUCAAAAGUACGGUGGAGCUGCACCAGGUGGAAUAAUUGAUUCAAUGAUUUGCGCUGGCAAGGAUGCCCGUGAUUCGUGCAGCGGUGAUUCUGGCGGUCCAUUGAUGGUGAUGAAUGGUCAUACGUGGUAUCAAAUUGGGGUAGUCAGUUGGGGCAUAGGUUGCGGACAAGGCCGGUAUCCUGGAGUUUACUCACGUGUAUCAUCUUUCUUGCCAUGGAUCACGAAGAAUCUUGCAACAAAAUAAAACGAUCGAAAUAAAAUUUAUAUUUAUUCUCGCCCUAUUGACAGGAUCAAUAAAUUUUACUACUCUUGAGCGACACGGUUACUAUUUAUCAACGUAACAUACGUUUAAUUAGAUUUUCUUUUAGCAAAUAAUGAACAAUUUUUUUCGAUGGUCAAUUUUUUUUUAUUAUUU